Molecule: messenger RNA, 1386 nt
Organism: Diaporthe batatas
Lineage: Eukaryota; Fungi; Ascomycota; Sordariomycetes; Diaporthales; Diaporthaceae
Exons: 3
Coding region: 201-1148 (315 amino acids)
Source: RefSeq, a predicted model, not a curated record
GCGACUCAGACGUCAGCUUGUUCGGCCAGUCAGCAGUAGGACUUGUCGUUUCGUUGUGACGGACAUGGCUCCUUCGCGGACGGCUUGGGCGACAUUUCGAUCAGAGACACCAGGGAUGAGCCACCGCUAGGCUGAAAAGAUUGAUUGUGCAAAUUUCUACCCAUCACCACCUGGAAAGAUUACCAGGUCCAUUCUCCAAGAUGUCUACCGACACGGGCAGCUGGAGUCGGAACGGUGCAAAACGGGUCCGCUUCGGUUCCUCAAACAAUCCCAAACAGCAGAACGGCGGCCACAAGGGCCUUCUCGAGCGCCUCAAUUCAGUAGACCAGGAACAGACAGUAGCACCUGCCCCUUGCGAUCCCGAGAAACCCCGAUACGUCGAUGUGACGGCAGCUUUCUUUGGCAAGCAGAGACGCCCGGCGCAGGAGAUCAACAGCCAGGUGUUGCCACCACAGCCACUCCCUCCUCGUCCGGUACAACAGCAGAAAGCCCAAUCGCAACGCCAUCAAGAAGUGGGGGAUGAAUCAAAGAAGCACCGUUCAUUUGCGAAUGAGUCAUCGGUGGCCAAGGAGCUCAGAGAGGAGCUGGCAGGCAAUGUCUUAGCUGAGUCCAGCGACCUCUACAACCACGGACUCGCCCGGAUCAGAGACCUCUAUCAAGCUUUGAGCAAUAUCAUGGCCGAUGCGAGCACGGUGCAUGAUCAAUUCAUCGCCCUUGUGGAAUCCAAUCAAAGGAAAAUCAUCAAAUCGCCCUCGGAGACAUUCGUUGGAAAGACCUACAGCGACGAUGUGGGGAAUGAAACUCGUCGUGAAGUCUGCAUCGGCGACGAGGUCUCUGGGGUCAACGAUCUCGUACUGAAUCUCGAAACGGAAGUGAACCAGUUAUGGGACGCUUGGGAGGCGGCUGACCACCAUGUCCAGACCAAGAUCUCUGAAGUGAGUGGUGGCACGUAUCUCUCAGCGCGGAAGAGCGACUGUGUUAAGGGCGUGUGGAAGUCCAUGGCGGACGACAUGGAAGUCCUCGGUGCAGAAGCGGAGGGUAUUAUUGAAGACUCACAUGAGGAGAUUCGGGCGUGCGAGAAGGAGUUUGGCAAGAAGAUAUAUGGUGUGAUGUCUGCCUUCCUGCAGCAGUAUCUGUUGGAAGACUGAGUGAAGGCGAAGACAUGCCAGCAUUUCUCCGCCUUCUAAGUUUCGUUUUUGGGGUGCAACUUCAGCAGACUGGACUAAUUCUGGAGGACAAAUACCUAGGUACGACAGGCAGGUCGGUCUUGUUACCAGUCAAGAGUUCUUCGACCAGGGUAUGGGUCACUUGGAACAAUGGUCCACGGAGGGGUUGAGCUAAUGUAAAGAGGCACCAUACAACUCUUGGAACAAAAGUCCAUCUAUC